GAGAGAGAGAGCAUCGAGACAGCCCUGCGAAGCGAGAUAAGCAGCAGUUUAUUAACUGCAAAAAUGGAGAUGAAGAGCACAGUAUACGCCAGCCUCUUACUCGCUCUUUUCCUCGCAGUUUUAUUACAAACUGCAACAACAGGUGCAGCGGACAGCGUAGCCCCCUCGCCUGCCCCAGUGGCCCCUGUGGGUCCCCCGCCAGUAUUGACAAACAAAGACUGUGAUGCUAAAUGCGAGGUGAGAUGCGAGAAUGUUCAAGCUCGGCCAGACCGGUGCAAGAAAUACUGCAAGGAUUGUUGCAAGUAUUGCAACUGUGUUCCAAGUGGGCAUUAUGGUCAUAAGGAUGAGUGUGCUUGUUACAGAGACAGGAUGAACACCAAGGGCGGACCCAAGUGCCCAUGACAGACACUCUUUCUCUCUAUUAUUUCUUUUGGUUUGUUGUCAGUGUUGCCUUAGUGGAGUGCUUCUCGGUAUAAUAAACAUGGGUCUGUUGUUAAUGCUAAUUCUAUGUACUGUCUGUCACCACACAGAUAUUUGAGGCUUUUCUCGAUAAUGAAUCUCUGAUCUGGUUUAUAUUUUCUUUCUUCAUAGCUAGCCUAAUUUAGUUUACCGAUAAGUAAGUGACUACGUGGGCCAUGUUUGUUUGACAGUUCUCUGUACUCCCACG
Molecule: messenger RNA, 667 nt
Organism: Cryptomeria japonica (Japanese cedar)
Lineage: Eukaryota; Viridiplantae; Streptophyta; Pinopsida; Cupressales; Cupressaceae
Product: peamaclein-like
Exons: 3
Coding region: 64-402 (112 amino acids)
Source: RefSeq, a predicted model, not a curated record